Molecule: messenger RNA, 4325 nt
Organism: Anguilla anguilla (European eel)
Lineage: Eukaryota; Metazoa; Chordata; Actinopteri; Anguilliformes; Anguillidae
Product: mucin-5AC-like
Exons: 3
Coding region: 50-4231 (1393 amino acids)
Source: RefSeq, a predicted model, not a curated record
AGAAACAGUAACCCAAAUUACAACUGUCAGUGGUGCCCCCACUACAGCUAUGAAGGAAGUUUCUUUCACAACAGAAACUGAAGCCCCAACUACAACCAUGACUGAUGCCCCCAUUGCAACUGCUACUGAGGUUACUAUGACAACAGGGACUGAAGCCCAAUCCACAACUAUGACCAAUGACCCUGGUACAACUGAUACUGAGGUUAUUUUGACCACAGAAAAAGUAUCUCCAACUCCAACCCUCACUGAUGCCUCCACGACAACUGCUACUGAAAUUGCUUCCACAACAGAAACUGAAGCCCCAACAACAUUCAUGACUGUUGCCCCCACUACAAUGGUGACUGAGGUUACUAUGACAACAGGAAUUGAAGCACCGACCAAAACCAUGACAGAGACCCCUGCUGCAACUGUAACUGAAAAUACCUUGACCACAGAAACAGGAACCCAAACUACAACUGUCACUGGUGCCCCCACCACAGCUGUGGCUGAAGAUGCUUUCACAACAGAAACUGAAGCCCCAACUAUAAUCCUGACUGACACCAGCACUACAACCUUGACUGAGGUUACGAUGACCACAGGCACAGAAGCCCCAAUUACAACUCUAAAUGGUGCUCCCACAACAACUAAGAGUGAGGUUACUAUGACAACAGGAACUGAAGCCCCAACAACAACCAUGACCGAGACCCCUGUUACAACUUUAACUGAGGUUACUUUGGGCACAGAAAGAGUAUCUCCAACUUCAACUCUCACUGAUGCCUCCACUACAGCUCUCACUGAUGCCCCCACUACAACUGCAACUGAGAUUAUUUUAACAACAGCAAAUGAAGCCCCAACUACAACCAUGACUAGUUCCCCCACUACAAUGGUGACUGAGGUUACUAUGACAACAGGGACUGAAGCUCCAACCACAGCCAUGACAGAUGCUGUAGCUACAACUGUAACUGAAGUUACCGUGACCACAGAAACAGUAACCCAAAUUACAACUGUCAGUGGUGCCCCCACUACAGCUAUGAAGGAAGUUUCUUUCACAACAGAAACUGAAGCCCCAACUACAACCAUGACUGAUGCCCCCAUUGCAACUGCUACUGAGGUUACUAUGACAACAGGGACUGAAGCCCAAUCCACAACUAUGACCAAUGACCCUGGUACAACUGAUACUGAGGUUAUUUUGACCACAGAAAAAGUAUCUCCAACUCCAACCCUCACUGAUGCCUCCACGACAACUGCUACUGAAAUUGCUUCCACAACAGAAACUGAAGCCCCAACAACAUUCAUGACUGUUGCCCCCACUACAAUGGUGACUGAGGUUACUAUGACAACAGGAAUUGAAGCACCAACCAAAACCAUGACAGAGACCCCUGCUGCAACUGUAACUGAAAAUACCUUGACCACAGAAACAGGAACCCAAACUACAACUGUCACUGGUGCCCCCACCACAGCUGUGGCUGAAGAUGCUUUCACAACAGAAACUGAAGCCCCAACUAUAAUCCUGACUGACACCAGCACUACAACCUUGACUGAGGUUACGAUGACCACAGGCACAGAAGCCCCAAUUACAACUCUAAAUGGUGCUCCCACAACAACUAAGAGUGAGGUUACUAUGACAACAGGAACUGAAGCCCCAACAACAACCAUGACCGAGACCCCUGUUACAACUUUAACUGAGGUUACUUUGGGCACAGAAAGAGUAUCUCCAACUUCAACUCUCACUGAUGCCUCCACUACAGCUCUCACUGAUGCCCCCACUACAACUGCAACUGAGAUUAUUUUAACAACAGCAAAUGAAGCCCCAACUACAACCAUGACUAGUUCCCCCACUACAAUGGUGACUGAGGUUACUAUGACAACAGGGACUGAAGCUCCAACCACAGCCAUGACAGAUGCUGUAGCUACAACUGUAACUGAAGUUACCGUGACCACAGAAACAGUAACCCAAAUUACAACUGUCAGUGGUGCCCCCACUACAGCUAUGAAGGAAGUUUCUUUCACAACAGAAACUGAAGCCCCAACUACAACCAUGACUGAUGCCUCCAUUGCAACUGCUACUGAGGUUACUAUGACAACAGGGACUGACGCCCAAUCCACAACUAUGACCAAUGACCCUGGUACAACUGAUACUGAGGUUAUUUUGACCACAGAAAAAGUAUCUCCAACUCCAACCCUCACUGAUGCCUCCACGACAACUGCUACUGAAAUUGCUUCCACAACAGAAACUGAAGCCCCAACAACAUUCAUGACUGUUGCCCCCACUACAAUGGUGACUGAGGUUACUAUGACAACAGGAAUUGAAGCACCAACCAAAACCAUGACAGAGAGCCCUGCUGCAACUGUAACUGAAAAUACCUUGACCACAGAAACAGGAAUCCAAACUACAACUGUCACUGGUGCCCCCACCACAGCUGUGGCUGAAGAUGCUUUCACAACAGAAACUGAAGCCCCAACUAUAAUCGUGACUGACACCAGCACUACAACCUUGACUGAGGUUACUAUGACAACAGGCACUGAAGCCCCAACUACAAUCCUGACUGAAGCCCCAACUACAAUAGUGACAGAGAUUACUAUGACAGCAGGGACAGAAGCCAGAACUACAACUAUGACUGAAGCCCCAACAACAAUGAUAAAUGGAGAACCCAUUAAAGCUGCAACUGAGAUUACUAUGACAACAGAAACCGAAGCUGCAACUACAAUCCUGACUGGCACCAGUACUACAACCUUGACUGAGGUUACGAUGACAACAGGCACAGAAGCCCCACCUACAACCAUGACUGGUGCCCCCACUACAGCUGUGACUGAAGUUGCUUUCAGAACAGAAACUGAAGCCCCAACUACAAUCCUGACUGGCACUAGCACUACAGCAUUGACUGAGGUUACUGUGUUCACAGGCACAGAAGCCCCAAUUACAACUCUAAAUGGUGCCCCCACUACAACUAAGACUGAGGUUACUAUGACAACAGGCACUGAAGGCCCAAAUACAACAAUAAAUGGAGAACCCAUUGAAGUUGAAACUGAGAUUAUUUCGACAACAGAAACUGAAGCCCCAUCUACAACCAUGACUAGUUCUCCCACGGCAACUGCUACUGAUGUUACUAUGACAACAGGAACUGAAACUCCAACCACAGCCAUGACAGAUGCUGUAGCUACAACUGUAACUGAAUUUACCUUAACUACAACUGUAAAAGAGAUUGAUAUGACACCAACAACGGAAAAUCUAUCUACAACAGCCACAGGUCCAUCAAUGCCUACUGAAAAUGGAGUUCUCUCUAAUGUCACUAAUACCCCCACAACAACGCUCACAAAUAUUUUUGAGUCAACUGCAACUGAAGGCCUCAAAAUAACCACAACCGAUGCCCCCACUACAGCUGUAACGGAAGAUCUCAUUACAACAGUCGCAGAUAUUUCCACGUCAAGGACCACUCAAGGUCUCACUACAACUACAAGUGAUGGUCGCUUUUCAGGUUUUACAGAAGUUACUGUGACACCAGAAACUGACGAUCCGGUCACAACAGCCACAGAUAUAUUCACGCCAACUGUAACUAAAGGUCUUACUACUGAAACACCUGCUACAUUCAUAACCGGUGCUCCGGUGUCAGUUGGAAUCCCCAUUACAUCAGCCACAGAAACUGCUGUAACAUCUGUAACUGGUAUUUCCACUACACUCGUGCUUGCUCUCCCCACUACAAAGACUGUUACAGAACUCUCUACAACUACCAAAACUGCUGUUGAUACUCUAACUGACAUAGCAGCGCCUGAAACUACCAAAAUCAGUGCCAUCACUGCUCCCACAACUUCCACCACCAUCCAGGAGCUGGGGAUCACUUCCACUCUGCCACAGAUAGAAAAAACAACAGUUACAACAAGUAGGAGUCCAUUUUCCACAUCCACAACGGCAUCAACCACAACAAGACCCCCGCCACCAGAGCCAGCCUUGUCACUGGAGUUCCACAUAGUGGAGGACUUUAAUGAGGAUCUGAAGAAUCCCUCUUCAGAGAACUUCAAGACCUUGGCGAAGGAAGUAACGACACAGGAAAGGAUCAAUUGUGGUGGACACUUCCCUAGUGUUCAACAAUUUCAGUGUCGUACCAAACACCAGCGAUGUGACCCAAACCCUCAAAGAAGCCACGUUCUCCAACACCUCUGGUUUCAGUCUCCAAGUAAACAUCUCCACCAUUACAACCACAAUCCCGACACAAACUUCACCGACUACAACAAGCACUCCCACAACAAAAUCUGACAAAAACACAUUUACUCCACCUUUACCUCAAAGUCUUCACACAGUGAACACAACCUCUGUGUCACUAGAAAUAAUAUCAACACCGCAAACAGAC